AUGCGGACUCAGCAACUGCAGCGAGACCUAACUACAGUAAGAAUACAAAAAGGAACGCCUCUUUCGUCGCAGGCGCCAGCCCGGCCGCUAAUCCUGGCAUCGCUAUACUUACCAAUUGAAGAACAAAUACCACCGCAACAGGUCGUGAACCUCAUCAAAUAUUGUGAAGAAGGCAACAUUGACCUCAUAAUAGCAGUGGACACAAAUGCACACCACUCCCUAUGGGGCAGUGAAGACAACAACAAGAGAGGUAUAACCGACAGUCCUCUGUGCAGAGCAUGCAUGGAGGAAGAGGAAACCCCGAUACAUGUUAUGCUUAGAUGCAGAGGUGUAUCCGUACAACGCGCAGCACACAUUGGAUCCCCAGCAACACUCCAUGAGGCGUUCGGCGACCUGGGCGGCCUGCUAAACUUCUGGAGCGAGCUCGGCUGGCUGGAGUAACUCCGGCGGGGACCAGCACCAA
This is a messenger RNA of Bicyclus anynana (squinting bush brown), 463 nucleotides long. RefSeq lists its product as uncharacterized. The record is from RefSeq and is a predicted model, not a curated record. The coding region runs from base 1 to 441 and encodes 146 amino acids. The transcript is spliced from 3 exons. Lineage: Eukaryota; Metazoa; Arthropoda; Insecta; Lepidoptera; Nymphalidae.